Hibiscus syriacus is the source of this 8633-nucleotide messenger RNA. Its product is annotated as protein NO VEIN-like. The record is from RefSeq and is a predicted model, not a curated record. The transcript has 13 exons. Gene Ontology annotation, biological process: embryo development ending in seed dormancy; root development; leaf vascular tissue pattern formation. Gene Ontology annotation, cellular component: nucleus. NCBI's taxonomy places the organism in Eukaryota, Viridiplantae, Streptophyta, Magnoliopsida, Malvales, Malvaceae. The coding region runs from base 65 to 8299 and encodes 2744 amino acids.
AUAUAAACGCGGAGCUGACACUGCUAAACGCUCCCAAAACCUACUUCCGUUCUUACCUUUCAAUAUGCGCGGCCACCGUCCCUUCCGCCCCCAUGGCGGCUAUCCUCCGUCUCAGCCCUCAUUCGGACCUCAAAAUCCGAAUUUCCCUCUCCAACACCCCAACGUCCUCCAAUUCCUCCAAACCCAGCCAAACUUUGCUCUGCAACAAAACCCCAACAAUUUCUUCUUCCAAAACCCUUUUCCUUAUUCCCUUCCGCAAAACCCUAACAUCACUACCCAACAACCGCCACAACAGUUGUUCAAUAAUCCCAGAAGCAGCCAAAGCCAGCUUCACAACCAGAGAGGCAGCGCCACCUCUGGCCAAGUACCUAGGGAGGUUCAGGAAAGAAUUAAUCAGGCCGUGAACCAGGCGUGGCAAGGGCUUAUGGCUUCUAGAAACAGUGUUACGGCAUGGAAAGUUUCACAGGCAGCCUUGGUGGAACUGCAGGCCGACUCUUGGAGCUCGCUGGGAUUGGAUAUGCAGGGGGUUCCGUCUCUUCAAAAGCUUAUGACCAUUGAAGGAAGGGUAAAUGCAUUUAUCCAAUGUUUUGUUGGAGUACGAAAGAUUACUACAUUGUAUGAGCUGGAGAUGGAAAUAUGUAAGAACGAGGGUGUUAGGACGUAUGAGAAGCUAGAGCUGGGCCCUUUUCUUUGUCAUCCGCUGGUUCUGCAUUACUUUUCUCUGAACUCUAAUUGUAAAAAAGUGUUUAAAAUAACAAGUGAAGACGUAAUUGCUCACCUCCAUGAAUACAUGGACAGUCAUAAUAAUCAAGAAAUUCUUAUUGAUGAAUUUCUUGGUUUUGUUGCUGACAAGCAAGCUGCCACAAGUAAGGAAGAGCUUGGUGUGCGUAUUCAGAGCUUGGCGAUGUAUACUAGUUUUAUCAAGAUGGCUGAGAGAAGGAAAGAUUUUGAGGUAAAGAAAUGCCCAAAGGGGCCAAAGGUAAAAAAACAUUGCAAGGGGCUGAAGCUAAAAGAACGAUAUAUGAGCAUUUCACAACAAGUUGAAUCAUUUAUGUCAGUCCACAAGGAUUCUUGUGGCAAGCAUAUACGAUUCGAUUCAUCAAGCUCAGAGGAGGAAGAUGCCAAUGACCGUGCUCAUAAAAAUGAAAGGAAUAGCAAUGGUGAAGGCAGUGACUCUGAGUUGCCAUCAGAAGUUAUUAAUAGCUCUGAUCGAGUUAGUCGUUGUCCUUAUCCCUCUGCAACAGAAGAGUUGAUAAGGUUGGGCUUGAAAGAGAGAAUUAAUAAACCAUCUCCCACUACUGUCAGCUCAAAGCAUAAUGACUGCACUGGACCAUACAAACGCAAAAGAAAAAUUGAUAGUCCCAGUCCUUCCGUCUCUAGACCACCUAAGCUAAGCAGAAGAGAUGGGCUCAAGCAAGCUGCUAUUCCAAAAGAAAAUGGAAAUCAGGCCGAAGAGCUUAGUAAUUUGGAUGAAGCUGAUAUUUUGCUUUCUGAUAACUUGAUGAAGACAUUCAUUACAACUUGGAAGGAGGCAUGUAGGGAGCACACAAUGGAAGAGGUUCUACAAAGAAUGCUUUGCUUUUACCACUCAACAGCUCGGAAGAGGAACAAAAUGAAAUCAAUGCUUUCUUCUUUUCCAUUUAUCGGAUUACUAAAUGUUGCUGUGACGUCUAUCAAAAAAGGGAUGUGGGAUAGUAUCUAUGAUACUAUUCAAGCUGUCGGCAAAUUUGAAUUAACCGGCACAUCUGAUACUUGUUCUGAACAUAAAAGCAUUGAUGUUGAACCGAGUAAGGAGGGUGCACUGGUCCCCACAAGCGUAGACUGUGUCACAGUGGAAGAUGUUCUUGAGAAAAUUAAUGCUUAUUUUAAGCUUAAUCAUGAAAUUGGUAAAUCACUUAAAGAACAAAAGAUUGUUUUGUUGAGGAAGCUGUUUAACUGUCAGUCAUGGUUGGCGGAGCAAUUUUAUGUUAAGAACUUCAAGUCCCUUGGUCUUGGAGAGUUUUUUAUGUUUCUUGAACGACAUGCUUCUUUAUUUCCUAUUGAAUUGCAGAAACUCUUGGCUGACGAAACAUGUGAAAAAUCUCCUUUAGAGGUUUGCUUUCUCCAGCAUCUGUUGAUUGUUUUCAUGGCACAAGCUUCAUAUAAUUUACAGGACAAUCAAAUUAUUUCCAAGGAGGUUGUUAAGGCACUUCUCAUGAAGCAAUAUCCGUUAAUUGAUUUCAAAGUUAAGGAAAAUGAUUCUAUGGAAUAUUUUCUUGAAGUUGUUGAGAAGUCUAAGAAUGAUGCAAGUUCCAAAUGUGUUAUAUUUUCAGCAUCAUUGUUGGGAAUGUGCCAUAAUGGAGAUUCAUUGGCCUAUGGCGAGAACUAUUCAUCUGAAACUUCUUUCCAAAAUGUUAGGAAGAUUAAAUCAGCUGCUUGCAGGGAUGCAAUGGCUGUUUUGCUUAGGGCCCCAAUGCUGUCAGAUUUGUAUUCAUGGUCACACUGGGAUGUCUUGUUUGCUCCCUCUCUUGGUUCUCUUAUAGUGUGGUUGUUGAACGAAGUGAAUGAAAAAGAGUUAUUGUGCUUGGUGACUAAAGAUGGGAAAGUUGUUCGCAUUAAUCAUUCGGCCACUAUUGAUUCAUUUUUGGAAGCUGCUCUUAAGGGGUCUGCCUUUGAAACAGCUUUGAUGCUGCUGUCUUUGUGUUCCCUAACUGGAGGAAUAAAGCACCUUCCCUUAGCCCUUCUUAAACACCAUGCACAGAUGGCUUUUGAAGUCCUUUUGAAGAACCAUAUUGAGAACAUUGAAGUAGAUGGUUAUCAGAAUUCUACUAUGAAUGGAAAAACAUCAUUUAGGCCAAAGUUUCUGGAAGAUGUUUCUAUUGGCAAUUUGGGUAAUGGAUUACAGAUGAACUCAAUCAAAAUGAAUAAAGCCACAUCUCAUGUUUCAAGGUUUUUCCUUGAUUGUCUAUGUUAUCUACCUUCAGAAUUUCGUGGUUGUGCGGCUGAUAUAUUACUUCAUGGGAUGCGAGCAGUAAUUAAAGAUUGGCCCUCAGCUAUUUCGAGUGAAUGCAACGAUCUGAGUCAGCGCUUUAUGCUACAUGAAUUAGGCUUUUCACUUGGUAUAGUGGAGUGGAUACAGGAUUACCACGUAUUUUGCUCCACUGAUACAAGUAACAGGUUUCCUUCGUAUGAGGUAUUAGAAAUGACAACUGGCAUGUCUGACUCAAAAACAAGAUCAAAAUCUUUGCAAAAUGCGAUAGAUAAGCGUUCCUAUGCUGAGAAAGAAUCAAUAGCAUCUAAUAGGACAGACAAGGAACCUGAAGUUUCUGACAUGGUUAGUGGUGAAGAAGUUUCUGCUGAGAAAAGAGCCAAUAAGAACCGAGAACAAUCAUCUGAAGUCGAUGAACAGACAGAUGCAGCCCUGAUUAUUGAGUCAAUCAGGCGAGAUGAGUUUGGCCUGGAUCCAAGUCUUUCAGGUGUGGAGAGUAGCAUGUUGAAGAAGCAACAUGCUCGCUUGGGGAGAGCACUCCAUUGUCUUUCUCAGGAGUUGUAUUCUCAGGACUCGCAUUUUAUUCUUGAGCUUGUUCAAAAUGCGGAUGACAAUGUUUACUCUGAAAGUGAGGAACCGACUCUAACUUUUAUUCUUCAAGAGUCUGGUAUUUUCGUUUUAAAUAACGAACUAGGCUUUUCUGCUGAGAACGUCAGAGCACUUUGUGAUGUUGGAAGCUCGACGAAAAAAGGACGUUCUGGCUACAUAGGGAAGAAAGGCAUUGGCUUCAAAUCUGUUUUUCGGGUUACAGAUGCUCCUGAGAUUCAUUCCAAUGGGUUUCAUGUCAAGUUUGAUAUAAGUGAUGGUCAGAUAGGUUUUGUUUUGCCAACUCUGGUACCUCCUUGUAAUGUUGAAUCUUUUAAAAUGCUGUUUGGUGGAGACACUAGUUACCUGGAUAAUAAGUAUUGGAACACUUGCAUUAUACUUCCUUUUAGAUCGGUUACAUCUGAAGGAAAUGAUAGGAACAAUAUUGUCUCCAUGUUUUCAGAUCUUCAUCCUUCUUUAUUACUCUUUCUCCACAGGAUUCGGUGUAUUAUGUUUCGGAACAUGCUCAAUAAUUCAUUUGUUGUUAUGAGAAAAGAAAUUGUGGGAAAUGGUAUUGUGAAGGUUUCAUGUGGGGGAGAAAACAUGACAUGGUUUGUAGCAUCCCAAAAUUUGCAGGCUGAUAUUAUUCACCGUGAUGUGCAAGUAACAGAAAUUUCAAUAGCAUUGACUCUGCAGGAGACUGAUUGUGGGUGUUACAGACCAUUUCUGGACCCACAACCUGUUUUUGCUUUUCUUCCUUUAAGGACAUAUGGUCUAAAAUUUAUUCUUCAAGGCGAUUUUGUUCUUCCUUCAUCUAGAGAAGAAGUUGAUGUAGAUAGUCCGUGGAAUCAGUGGUUACUGUCACAGUAUCCCAGUUUGUUUGUUUCUGUAGUGAGAUUGUUUUGUUCUCUCCCAUGUUUCCAGGAAAAUCCGGGAAAAGCUGUUUCAGUUUAUAUGAGCUUUGUUCCACUUGUUGGGGAAGUGCAUGGAUUUUUUUCCUCGCUUCCUCGGAUGAUCAUUUCUAUGUUACGAAUGUCAAACUGCUUAAUUUUGGAAGGAGACAAAAGCAAAUGGGUACCCUCCUGCAAGGUUCUAAGAGGCUGGACUGAAUCGGCUCGUAAGCUUUUUCCUGAUCCCUUGCUCCAUGAACACCUUGGUCUUGGUUAUUUGGACAAGGACAUAAUUCUAUCUGAUGCGUUGGCAAGGGCAUUAGGUAUCCAGGACUAUGGUCCUGAAGUUCUGGUCCAAAUUAUAUCAUCUUUGUGUCAAAGAGAAAAUGACCUUAAACAUAUGGGCCUAACUUGGAUAUCCUCUUGGCUGAAUGAGUUCUAUACAAUCUCAUUCCACUCUUCUGGACAGAAGUCAAUGAAUUGUGAAAUAGAAACUGUUCUUGUAGAAAAUCUUAGAAAAAUUCCAUUUAUUCCUCUUUCAGAUGGUACCUUUAGCUCUGUUGAUGAAGGGACAAUUUGGCUACAUUCUGAUGCCAUAAACACUGGUUUUGAAGGUGAGCUUGGACUUGAAACUUUUCCUACAUUGUAUGCUAAACUUCGGUUUGUCAGUCCCGCCCUUUUUUCUAAAUCAGCUGUCAGUAUCUCAUCCGUAGGAAACAUUACUAGUGUGCUUCAUAAUAUUGGUGUCCAACAGCUCUCUGCACAUGAAAUCAUAAAGGUACAUAUUUUGCCAGAUAUAUAUGAUGAAAGAAUCAAAACUAGAGACAAAAAUUUGAUGAUAGAUUACCUCUGCUUUGUGAUGAUUCACUUACGAUCUAGCUGUCCCAGUUGUCAUGUUGAGAGGGAGCACAUUAUCUUGGAUUUGCGAAAUAAAGCUUUUAUAUUAACAAAUUAUGGCUUUAAAAGACCUGUUGACGUGUCGGUUCAUUUCAGCAAGGAAUUUGAGAACCCUGUGAACAUAAAUAGGUUGACUAACGGUAUGAAUCUAAAAUGGCAUGAGGUUGACAAGACAUAUUUGAAACAUCCAGCUUCCAGAUUGCUGUCUUCUGGGCUGAAGAAGUGGAGGGAAUUUUUCCUGGAAAUUGGUGUCACUGAUUUUGUGCAGGUGGUUCAACAUGAUAAAAGUUUUAUGGAUAUGGCUCAUACUGUUCUUCAGAGCUUGUCAUCAGAUUGGGACUUAAUAUCUCCUGGAUCAGUUGUGAAGGAUUGGGAAUCUUAUGAGUUAAUUCAGUUGUUAUCCCUAUUGUCCACUAGUGGCAAUCUUGAAGGCUGUAAAUACAUGCUGGAGAUUCUUGAUGAAUUUUGGGAUGGUCAUUUUAGUGAUAAAGCUAUUGUUCACUGCAAUUUUAAAUCUGGCAGUGAAAUUAAACCCUUCAGAUCUUCAUUUUUGUGCAAGAUCUGUGAUAUCCCAUGGGUGGUUUCUUGCAUGGAUAAUGAGCUUCACCAUCCUAAAGAGUUGUUCCAUGACUGUGAUCCAGUCCGUGCCAUCCUAGGUGCAUGUGCUCCAUAUGCUGUUCCAAAGGUGAGGAAUGGAAAGUUAGUAAAGGAUAUUGGUUUAAAAACUGAAGUUACCCUUGACGAUGUCCUCAAGAUUCUUAAAUUUUGGAGAUCCGAGAUCUCUUUCAAGGCCAGCAUAGCACAAAUGUCCAGAUUAUACACAUUUAUUUGGAAUGAAGCACGUAAUUCAAGGCAGAAAAUUUAUGAGGAGUUCCAUGCAUCUUCUUUUAUAUUUGUUCCAAACAGCACGACUUCAAGGCCUGAUGAUGUAGUACCUGGCUUAUUCUUGUCUUCUAAAGAAGUGUUUUGGCAUGAUUCAACUGGAACAAUGGAGCAAAUGUAUAAUCACUCUCAGACUGGCUCAUCGGUUGAGAACCAAUGCCCCUUAAACAGAACAUUGUCCAACAUUUAUCCAGGUCUACGUGACUUUCUUGUUAGUGAAUGCAAAGUGCCUGAGCAACCUUCUUUCUGUGGUUACCUGGAUAUUUUGCUACAGUUAUCAGCACUUACUUUACCUUCACAAGCUGCUAAUACCGUUUUCCAAGUCUUUCUGAAGUGGGCUGAUGCACUGAGAUCAGGUUUACUGAGUACUGAAGAUAUCCAUCAAAUGAAAGAAUGUCUUAAUAAAUCAGAGUAUACUGUGCUGCCCACCAUAUUAGAUAAGUGGGUUUCCCUGCACCCUUCUUUUGGUUUAGUGUGCUGGUGUGACAAUGAGAAACUAAAGAAGAGAUUUAAGCACUUGGAUAACAUUGAUUUUCUCUACUUUGGCACUCUUAAUGAUGGUGAGAAAGAGUUACUUCAGACUAAAGUGUCUAUUCUAAUCCGUACCUUUGGGAUUCCUGUUCUUUCUGAGGUUGUUACCCGUGAAGCAAUUUUUGAUGGGAAAGCAGAUGGUAGAUUCGGAACUUCCCUUGUGAACUGGGUUCUUCCUUUUGCACAACGCUACCUAUACAGUGUCCAUCCCGAUAAAUAUUUUCAACUCAAGCAAUCUGGAUUUGAUAAUAUAAGUAAUUUACAAGUUGUCGUCGUUGAUAAGCUGUACUACAGGAAUGUUAUAAGGAGCAGCGGAAUUGUGUCCAAGAAGAAAUACGAAUGCACCUGUCUUCUGCAGGAGAAUAUUUUGUACACCACUCCUGAGUCGGAUUCUCAUGCCGUAUAUAUGGAGUUUUCUCGUUUUUUAUUUGACGGAACUCCGGAUUUGCACUUGGCAAAUUUCCUUCACAUGGUCACAACUAUGGCCAAAUCUGGUUCUAAUGAAGAACAGACUGAGUUUUUCAUCUUGAACAGCCAAAAGGUGCGGAAACUUCCUGAUGAGGAACCUGUUUGGUCCCUUUCUUCUGUGUCUUAUGGGACGGAGAACAAUGAAUUUGAGAGUUCUACUACAACAGUGGAAAACGAGCAAUCUGCUUCCAAGUCCAAGAAAAAGAAGGGGACAUACUCAAACUGGCCACCCGUGGAUUGGAAAACGGUGCCUGGUCUCAGUAAGAGACCUGCACCUAUUUCUCAGCCUAUUGAUGGCUCAAAAACUACAUAUAAUGGUUCUGAUCACAUUGAUUUACACAUUAGCAGCGAUGGUCCAGUGGCAACAGACACUGAUAUCUCCCGGGAAGACAAUACAGAAACAACUUCAUCAAUUCCAAUUUUUCCAGACUCUGAAAGUUUGGAUGGUCAGUAUGGCAACACAUUUAACCCAGCUGAUUCCGGUGUGAGAAUUGCAUUUGGCAACACCUGCAAUCCGAUUGAUUCUGGUGUGAGAAUAGCAUUCGAUCCUGUUGAUUUAAGCCUAAUGUCAGAUAGCCCUCAGCUGGUUUCACUUGAUUUUAACAAGAGAAUUCAGCAUAAUGCCGGAUUUGUUUCAUCUGAAUUUAGCCAGAGAGAUCAGCUUCUUACUGGCACACCCAGUUCAGCACAAGCUUUGCUAACUGGGAAAUUGGGUGAGCUUGCGGCUUUCAACUACUUUGCCAGCACCUCGGGUAAGACAGUGAAGUGGGUCAACAAAGAUAUCGAAACCGGGUUACCGUAUGAUCUAGUGGUGGAAGAUGGAGGAGGUCAUAUAGAAUACGUUGAAGUUAAAGCUACCAAAUCGGCAAGGAAAGACUGGUUCAAUAUAUCAACAAGAGAGUGGCAAUUUGCAGCCGAACAAGGUGAAUCUUUCAGCAUUGCUCAUGUUUUCUUAUUAAGCGAUAAGGAGGCUAAGAUUUCUGUACAUACGAAUCCAAUUAAACUUUGCCAGCAGGGCAAGCUGCAAUUGGUUGUUUUGAUGCCAAGGCAGCGGCAAGAUUCAAUAAUCGUAUCAUAACUGGCGCUGUGUAUUUCAUGUGAUUCUGUGGACUAAAUUAACAAUUUUGAUAUUUGGAAAUUACCCACUGGAAUGACCCUCGGUUGGCUAUUUUUGAUGUGGAUCGGCUUGUAUUCAGCUGGGAUCGGACAAGCCUUCCAUGAAAGAAUCAGGUCGAGAUGGGUUUGUAAUUCAAAGAUACAAUUUUGCUGGUGCUGAGUAAGAUUUUAAAGAGAAUAUGGUAUAAAUACACCAUUUACAGAAUCUGAUACUUUAUAGGACAUUGAUGUACUUGAUAAGGUUUGUACCAUAUGAUACAUAGGUGGUGUAUACAUGUGCUUAACAUUAAUAGAAU